Coregonus clupeaformis (lake whitefish) is the source of this 2057-nucleotide messenger RNA. RefSeq names its product NOP53 ribosome biogenesis factor (gene nop53). The transcript is spliced from 12 exons. NCBI's taxonomy places the organism in Eukaryota, Metazoa, Chordata, Actinopteri, Salmoniformes, Salmonidae. Gene Ontology annotation, molecular function: 5S rRNA binding. Gene Ontology annotation, biological process: rRNA processing; ribosomal large subunit assembly. Gene Ontology annotation, cellular component: nucleolus. The record is from RefSeq and is a predicted model, not a curated record. The coding region runs from base 26 to 1393 and encodes 455 amino acids.
CAGCAUCAUCUACCGAUGAUCCAGCAUGGCGGCGGUCAAGAGACUGAAACGCGUGGCAGCGUCGCAGCCAGGAUUCAUAUCUUUUAAAUCGUCGGCCGACUCAGAUGACUUGAAUAGUGGCCGGAGAAAGCGUGUGAAUAAGAAUAAGAAAAAGAGUUGGAACAAACACAGUGAUAUUCAAGAUGUUGAAGAGUUUUUGGAUGACGUGAGACUUCAGGAAAGAGCUACAGGAGGACUGAUAUCUGAGAAGCCAGAUGAUAGCCUGUUCUUUGUGGACAUCGGAGAGCAGAGAAAAUGUGUCCAGCCAGAAGUCCAAGAGGGAAAGAAGGGGAAGAAGUCAAGGUCACGGCCCCUGAGGAUAGACCUGAUCCUGCAGCAUGACUCCCUCAUCCCUCCGCCUAAAGAUGUUUUGGCCCACCAGCAACCAAACGCAAAGAAACUCCGCCGCAUUGCAGAGAAUGCCGAGAAAUUGGCGGCCAUGGGUGUGUUACCACGGAGACAGAAGCGCCUCUUGAACAGCAGACCGGCAACUACAAUGUCAAAAGCAAAGACGGCGGCCAACAACUUCCCAGACAGACCCUAUUAUGACCUGUGGGGAGGAGAGGCCAAAGAGACAGCAGAUCCUUACUACCUUGAGCAAACAGGGAAAAAGCGUGUGAGGCGACCAGAGAAGCUCAACUCAAAGCCCUCUAUUCUCCCGGCAGUGGAGGUCAUAGCCCCCGGAGGCUCCUACAACCCAGACUUCUUCUCCCAUCAGGCCUUGUUACUGGAGGCCCAUGAGGUGGAGGUGAAGCGGGAGAAAGCGGAGCUGAGAAUAGAGAGACAGCUGGCUGUCAACCGAGAGGAUACUGCCACUGAGGAGACAGUCUUCCAGGAACAAGUGGAAGGGCUAGUGGAAGAGGAGGAAGACGAAGAAGAAGAUGAUGAGGAAGAUGUUUCUAUUCGUGGUGGCUUGCAGCAGGAGAAGAAGACGGAGAAAGAAAGGAAGAGGGAGCGAGCCGACAAGAUAAAGUUGCAACAGAAGCAGGCGGCGAGGGCGUUCACUGACAAGAAGCAGCAGCUCUUCCAGCUGCGUUCCAUCCAGGCGACCCUGAAGAGGCGGGAGCAGCGGACCAGAGAGAGGGUGGCCCAGCGCAAGGCCAACCAGGAGGCAGAGAAGUCCAUGCCCCGACGCCUCGGCAGACUCAAGUUCCAGGCUCAGGAUCUAGAGGUCCAGCUAAGUGAUGAGAUUCCUGGAUCCCUGCGGACACUCAAGCCAGAGGGCAGUGUCCUCAAGGACCGCUUCAAGAGUAUGCAGAAGAGGAACAUGAUUGAGCCCAGAGAACGAGCCAAGUUCAAGAGGAGACACAAGUUGAAGUAUGUUGAGAAGAGGGCCUUCAAGGAGAUCACCUAGAGACCAAACUAUAGAACUGUUCAGGACUGUGAUGUCACUCACAACACCAUAGCGGCACCCACCACCACUGAGUGACAGCCAGCCAGAGAGCUACUGUUUGCCCCAUCAAAUGUCAUCAAUCAACUCAGCCCAUUUAAGUCAUUGAUGGAUUUGCCACCCUUUUAAACCUGUGUUGGAAAAUAUUGAAGAUCCAAGUCCCCAUGAUUUGUAACAUUAUUGGCCGUGCCUUGAUAUUUUCACGCACCUAUAUAUACACAACACGAACCAGCCCAACCCAGAAAGUGUCAUACAGAUUCAGGGUCAGUUCUAAUGCAUUAUAAGGUCAAAUGAGUUCAUUGGCAGGAUAUUUAAAUCUACAGAUUCUGAGUCUGUCAACAUCAGUUGGGAACGUUAAAGGCUUCAGAAGGGUGCUGUCUCCCGUCCCUCUCUCCCUCCCAGUUGGUAAUCUUGUCUUUCGCUCUUGCCAAACCAUCAAGAUUAAUGACCUCAUUAGAAGGGGUGUAUGCCUGAGUGAAUACGCAAAGUAAUUAAUGACAGACUGUUUGAAACCACGUGUCGAGUUGGACUUGUGUGCAUUCUGUCAGUUACAUCUGUUAUUGUGUACCAAAUCACUUUAUUUGCCGUAAUCUGACUUGAUUUCAUUAAAACAAGUAAAUUAUUGAAA